Mesorhabditis belari is the source of this 303-nucleotide messenger RNA. Lineage: Eukaryota; Metazoa; Nematoda; Chromadorea; Rhabditida; Rhabditidae. The record is from the annotation of a GenBank genome assembly.
AUGAGGGCUCUAGCGAAACAAGCGGCCUAUGAUAUUUUCAACACCAAGAGCCAGAUUGAUGCUCAAGAUUUGGACGCGCUUAAUCUCUUCAUUGAGUAUUCGAGAAUGAAUGAUAAAGUGAUCGGACAAUCUGUGGUGCAAGUGCACAAAAUGGAUCAAGCAGAGGAGAAGAUUGGGGAAAUCAAAGCAUUGCUUGAAGCUAACUACAAUGUUGAAAAAGCAAAGAACAAGGAGAUUGAUGGAUUUUUGUUGUUGCUUGAAGAGUCGCUCCUCAAAAGUGGCUGGAAGUUUAUUUUGAUAAAG